AUGCGCUUCUCCAUCGCACUCAUCACAUCAAUCAUGGCCCUCGCAGCCACCACGCCCGUCGUCGCGCUCGCAAGUGACAACAACGGCCGGAACACUGGUCUCGACGGCGCGGACGGCGCGGACGGCGCGCCUGGCGCCGGCACCGGCGGAGGAAGCGGAGGCAAGGGCGGCAAGGGCGGCCUCGGGGGCCGCGAUGGUGGCGGUUCCGGCGGAGCCGGCGGCGGCGGAGGCAAGGGCGGCGCUGGUGGUGGAGGUGGAGCCGGAGGCGGAGGAGGCAAGGGCGGCGCGGGGGGUAAGGGCGGCAAGGGCGGCGCUGGCGGCGCUGGAGGCAAGGGAGGUGCUGGUGGCAAGGGCGGCGCUGGCGGCGGCUCUGGCACCGCCGAGCUGUAA
Vanrija pseudolonga is the source of this 390-nucleotide messenger RNA. RefSeq lists its product as uncharacterized. The coding region runs from base 1 to 390 and encodes 129 amino acids. Lineage: Eukaryota; Fungi; Basidiomycota; Tremellomycetes; Trichosporonales; Trichosporonaceae. The transcript has a single exon. The record is from RefSeq and is a predicted model, not a curated record.